Molecule: messenger RNA, 2447 nt
Organism: Clupea harengus (Atlantic herring)
Lineage: Eukaryota; Metazoa; Chordata; Actinopteri; Clupeiformes; Clupeidae
Product: desmoglein-2-like
Exons: 13
Coding region: 399-2312 (637 amino acids)
Biological process (GO): homophilic cell-cell adhesion
Cellular component (GO): desmosome; plasma membrane
Molecular function (GO): calcium ion binding
Source: RefSeq, a predicted model, not a curated record
ACAAACAUUUAUAUUUUAUUUCUACCUCAUUGUAUCUUUGUUUUCUUUGAUUAUAUAUGUUAUUUUGUCAUGUGAUCGAUGGGUGUUGGUUGGGACACUGUUUUGAUUAAAACUUUUAGUUUGACGCAUUAAGAGGUCAACAGGGUUCAAAAGAGGAUAUAGAAUUCCCGGAAAGGUGGUGACGGGGAAGAGUGAGACGGUCGGUGUUUGGGCCAGAUGCUUGGGAGAGACGCGAGACGGUCGGCGUUUGUAACACAUGCCUGAGAGACGCGGAGACGCUCAACGUUUUGGGCCACAGGCCUUUGAGUCACGGAGCCUGCGGCGUUUCAUUGACGCCGGUUUUUCCUUUCACAUACGGACCGUCGGAGUUUUAAGACGAUCGAAAUGGACACUGGACAAUGGCACAUUGGAAAACCAGCUCCUACAUCCUCACUGUCCAGGCAGCAGACAUGGGAGGUGAGCCAGGGGGACUGACAGGAACAUCCACUAUGAUGGUGCACAUCUUGGACGUCAACGACAUAGUCCCCAAACUGGAAAAGGAUGAGUUUUCAGUAAGUAUUGAUGAGAAUGUGGAAGAUGUCGAGGUAAUGCGCUUCAAAGCCUUGGAUGAUGACCUUAGAGGAUCAGACAAUUGGCUAGCUGUGUUUCACAUUGUGUCGGGAAAUGAGGAUGACUACUUUAGCGUUUACACCGACCCCAGGACUAACGAAGGUGUGCUGAUGCUCAAGAAGGCUGUUGAUUUUGAGGCAGUUCCUAACCUGAACCUGGGGGUUGUGGUGAUGAAUCAAGCACCUGAAGGAGCCAGGGUACCAGGAUAUGCAGGAGGCUCUGGUGGUGCCGGUGGUGGUGGUGGAGGAACGGGAGGGCCUGGGGGUGUAGGAUGGCCUGGUGGUGGAGGAGGAGGACCUGCUGGGGUUCCAGGAGGUACGGGGACUCUUGGAAAGCCUAGACAACCAGGGACUGGAGGGACUUGGAGCAUUUCUUCAAAGUAUAAAAGCUACCCAGUGAAGGUCAGUGUGAACAACAAACCAGAUGGGGCAGUCUACCGCCCAAGCACCAAGCCCAUCUCCCUCCCAGAGGGCAAAGGACAACUCUCCAUCCCCAAGGUCAUUUGUACCUUUCCUGCCACGGAUGGAGAUUCAGGAGAACAGGCCCAGAAUGUCAGGUAUGCAAAAGGUUAUGACCCUGGAAACUGGUUCACCAUUGAUGAAGAGACAGCUGAAAUCACACUCAAUAAGAUGCCAGACCGGGAGUCUCCGUAUGUGGUGAAUGGGACCUACCUGGCCAAGAUUCUCUGUAUGACAAAUGACAUGCCCACCCAGACAGCCACGGGGACCAUUGCAGUGCAUGUGGAGGACACUAAUGACAACUGCCCCACGCUCACCAGCCACGUGCAGUACCUGUGCAGUGACACUAAGGUGGUGAAUGUGACAGCAGAGGAUUUGGAUGGAGACCCUAACGGUCCGCCGCUUGAGUUCACGCUGCUGGAUGAGGGUGUGGGGGUGAAGUGGAGGCUUCAGCAGACCGGAGAUGCUUCAGCAGCGCUGUGGGCUGAAGAUGGUCUUUGGCCUGGCCUCUAUGAGGUCACGUUUGAGAUACGAGACAAGCAGGGGUUGGCCUGUCCUGACAGACAGGUCCUCAAAUUGGAGGUGUGCACUUGCCAAGGGGGCUUGACUUCCUGUGCUUUAAAACAGGAACAGAUGCAGUCAGGGGUGACAUCCAGCAAGAAGUCAUCCGAACUGGGAGGAGCCGCAGUGGGAGGGAUGCUGUUAGGCCUCCUCGCACUCCUGUUGGUCCCAUUGAUGGCUUUGUUCUGCUCCUGUGGAGGAACCAGUGGGCUUACAGGAGGCUUCACUGACCUGCCCUUUGACGGCAAGACUCAUCUCAUCUCCUAUCACACCGAGGGAAAGGGAGAGGACCGGGAGGUUCCUCUGAUGAGUGUUCCGGUACUAAUCUCCAAAGUAAUUCCAGUUACUGCUUCCGCAAACAUGGCUACCACCACCAUGGUGAGCAGGCAGAUGCAGGAGAAUGCAUUCGGAGGCUUUUAUGACUAUGAUGAGCCAGAGAUGGGGAACAUGGACUCCAGUGCCCAUUGGGAGUAUACUUCAGAUCUGCCGGAGAUGAGAGAGGAGGAUCAGCUCUCAUUCAUGGCACUACCAGACACCUUUCUGGACCAUUACUUCUCACAGAAAGCAGAGCAUACAGCAGUGACUUCUUGUCCGAAGGACAAUCUGUUGGUGUAUGAAUACGAGGGACAGGGAUCUCCCGCUAACUCUGUGGGCUGCUGCAGCCUCCUCGAGUCUGAGGAAUGACCUCCAGUUUCUUGACGACUUGGGGUCAAAGUUCGCCACCCUCGCCCAGAUCUGUGGAUACUCCAAAGUCACAAGCCCAAAAAUGGACCAUCAGAUCACACCUCCCAUGUCAGAAAUGGACACCAGUAUCAUCAU